AUGAUCAACAACGAAAAAGCGGACCUAUUCUUGGAUUCCGGCGCCAAGGUGUCAAUUCUGGACGCCGCCUUUGCUCGUAAGGUAGGGUGCUACGUAGACGAAAGUCGACAACAAGAGUGUGUUGGUAUUGGAGAAGUCGUAUACGUGACGAAAGGACGUAUCAAGAUCAAGGUCACCCUGGCAGGAUCGCUGGUGUAUUUCUUCGAUGUUUGGGUUGGCGAAAUGACGGGCCAAGACGCGAUCCUCGACAUGGACUUUAUG
Phytophthora nicotianae INRA-310 is the source of this 261-nucleotide messenger RNA. RefSeq lists its product as hypothetical. Lineage: Eukaryota; Oomycota; Peronosporomycetes; Peronosporales; Peronosporaceae. The record is from RefSeq and is a predicted model, not a curated record. The transcript has a single exon. The annotation marks the transcript as partial.